CUCAAAUUCAUAAAUCAAACGCAACACAACGGAAACUCAUUUUGAAACGAACAAUGGACACUGAAUAAACCCAUUUUCCCGCACAAAAUCUCCAAAUAUCACAACAAUGAAAUCACCUCCGUCCAAGUCCAACAACACCGAAACCGAAGAAGAAACCAUUGCCUUCAACAGAAAAAGAGCACGCCGCGUAAGCUUCGCCGAUAACGAAAUCACCUCCGUCCACAUCUUCCGUCCCGACGACGACCACUCCUCUUCCUCCUCCGACAUCCCCGCAGAUACCCUAGGUUUCUUCCGUAAAAUCGGCGGAGACAGCGACGACGAAGUUGAACCGCGCCAAAACCCUACUGAUGACGCUGCUGAAGUCGUAGAUCAUCGGAACUCCUUCCUGCAACCGAUUGGUUCUCCUUCUCCCGGUGGAAGUAGCAAUAACGCUGAUGACGACAGUGAUGAUGACGAAUUUCGUGGUCCUGUAUCGACGGAUUUCAUUAAACCGGAACGGCUAUCAGAUUCCGGUGUCUCCGACGACAUUACGAUGGACUCGACUGCAUUUUCAAUGCAUUACCGGAGUCUUGCUCGUUCGGAUUCAGGGGAUCUUAAAACUCCGACUAGGUUUGAAGCGACGGUGACUACAGCCGUUCAAAGCAGUGCCACAUCGGGGAGUUUGAUGGAUUUUACCGACGGUGAUAAAAAAACGCCUCAGUCGCCGGUGGUGGCGAGUGCUAGCGGGGAUUCAGAUGCUAUGAGUAUUGAAGGGGAACAAGGAAGAAAAACCCAUGAUUAUGGAAGACUCUCUCCUAAGUUGGUUGCAAUUUUGGCACAGGGAAGUAAGGAUUUGGAUGGUGUUUCGCUGUUAGGUUCAAAAGCUACGCAAUCACCAAAUGGAAAUGAUAUUGAGGUUUUACCUGAUUUGGCAUGUUCAGCUAACUCGCCUGUUCGUCGAAUCACCCUUGAUAGUGCAAUUGCUUCUGCUUCUGAGUCUUCAACCAAGAACACCAAGGAGUUUGUUAAUGAUGCAACUCCGUUAGCUUUUAAACAAUUGAGCUCUGCUAAGGCUAAUAGAAGAACCCCACCAAAGAUGGAUAAAGGUGAUAAGUUAGCCACAGAUUCACCAAUUGCAGUUCAUGUGGAGGUUUUACCCACCAUGGAAAGUUCAGUUAACUCUCCUGUUCAUCAAAUCACCCCAGUUGCUUCUGCUUCCAAGUCUUCAACCAAGAACAGGGAGUUUGUUAAUGAUGCAACUCCAUUAUCUUUUAAACAAUUGGACUCUUCUAAGGCUAAUAGAGGAACCCCGCCAAAGAUGGAUGAAGGUGAUAAGUUAGAUUUGGCUGCUAAGUAUGAACUGGGUUUCUGUGAAGUCCCCAUAAAAGAGAGUAAUUCUAAAGAUAGGGGACAUGUGACUGACUCUAAUCAUAAGUCCGAUCAAGUUACUGGAAAUCAUCCAGUACAUGAGUUUACACCAUUGUCACUUUCUGCAAAUAAAGUAGUAUUUAUGGGUUCUUCUGAUUCAUUCAGAUGUACCGGAAAUAUAACUCCUCCCUUAAAGCAAUCUGGUUUGCUUGUGCCUGAGGUACAUGUCGAAAAUAGUGCAACUUUGUUGUCCAUACAUAAAAGCAUUUCAAAGUUGAAAACUCUUAAGGCUACCCCAAACACCUCUACUCUCAAAGAAGGAACUGACAAAUUGAAACUUAGGUUUUCAAAAUAUUCCCCAGGGACUUCUUUCUUUGGUGAAAGAGAUUUUGAAAACAAGCAAGUUGAAACUCUUACUGCUCCUUUGGUGGAAGAGCCGUUUAGUUUAACUCUCGAGAAUAACAUGAAUCGAAGUUUUAUCAACACCGACGAUCGUGUAGUUGAUUCUUUGAUUUCGGCCAAUGUUUCCUACAAUGAUGAAAAUCUUGAGCCUGUGAUUGGUGCUUCUUCCUUGCUUAAGACUCGUAUAACAAGAGUGGCAGAUUUUGACCUGGCAGAUGGCACAGUCGAGGAAAAAAAUGAAGUUCUAACCACUACGCAUGCCAAACCUUUUGCUUCCCCUGUAAAAUCAUUUGGCCAUACUUUAUCGCCAUCAGUAGAAUGUCAAAGUAAUUGCCAUGUUGAGUUGAAGCAAACGGAUAUGCAGAAUGAAUCUUUUAAUGGUGGUUUAGGACAGGCCAUUGAAUACGACAAACCGACAGCAGCUAAAAAAUUGGAUUUGUCUGGUGAUGGAAAUAGUGAACAGCCUAACUCACCUUUUGAGGAUGCACAGGUCAGCAAACUGAUUAAGAGCACAUUGAAGGGAAAACCGCCCAGGAGUCCUUGUAAUAGAUUUCUAGAUCUAAGCAGUCCUAUCCAAGAAUUAACAACUGUGUUGCCCUCCCUGCAAGAACCUCCUAGUGAUAUCCGAGACUUGUCUCACAGGAUUAAUUCUGAUGGGAAUGGUGUUGAUCUUGAUAACAACGGCUAUCCGGCACCCCAAGUAGCUCAGAGCCCUCUUACCGAAACUGGUAUCAAGGUUUCUUCUGGGAAGAAAAUGAAAGGCGUUGAUCUUGAUAACAACUUUCAUCCGGCACUCCAAGUAGCUCAGAGCCCUUUUACCAAAACUGGUAUCGAGGUUUCUUCUGGGAAGAAAAGGAAAGGUGUCGAGUUUUUAAGUGAUAUCCGAGACUUGUCUCACAGGAUUAAUUCUGAUGGGGGUGGUGUUAAUCUUGAUAAAAACUGCCAUCCGACACUCCAAGUAGCUCAGAGCCCUCUUACCAAAACUGGUAUCGAGGUUUCUUCCGGGAAGAAAUGGGAAAGUGUUGAUCUUGAUAACAACUGCCAUCCGACACUCCAAGUAGCUCGGAGCCCUCUCACCAAAAGUGGUAUCGAGGUUUCAUCUGGGAAGAAAAGGAAAGGUGUCGAGUUACUAAGUAAUUUCCGAGACUUGUCUCACAGGAUUAAUUCUGAUGGGCAUGGUGGUGAUCUUGAUAACAUCUGCCAUCCGGCACUCCAAGUAGCUCAGAGCCCUCUUACCAAAAAUGGUAUCGAGGUUUCUUCUGAGAAGAAAAUGAAGGGUGUCAAAUUAUUAAGUGAUUUCCAAGACUUGUCUCGCAGGAUUAAUUCUGAUGGUCAUGUUGUUGAUCUUGAUAACAACUGCCAUCCAGCACUCCAAGUAGCUCAGAGCCCUCUUACCAAAACUGGUAUCGAGAUUUCUUCUGGGAAGAAAGGGAAAGGUGUCGAGUUAUUAAGUGAUGGAGACAAUAUAGAGAAGACAGGGAGGACUGACAGAAAUCCAGAGGUUCAUAAAAGUGGGGAUGGAGAUCUACAGUUUGUUUUGGAGCAAACAGGUUCUAUGGGAAGUGAAAGAGAAAAGUUUGGAGAUCAGAAGUGGGAUGAUUUGGAUCAUGUUAUAAAAAAAUUCUCAACCAGCACAAAACAAUUGCUUUCUCCGUCAUUUGAUAAGCUAAAUUUGAGAUUGAUUGGCACGCUGGAAGAUAUUUUGGUUCAUCUGCAGAAAGUUAAGAAAUGGGAUAUUCUUUCUUCUGAAAUUCAUUCUCAGAAGAAAUUAAUGGAUCCUCUAAAUAUUCGCAGACGCAAAAGAAUUGUGGAAAUGAAAAUGUUGCUUUUUAAUAUAGCAUAUGAGAAGUCUAAGCUGCAAUUAAUGAAUGCUAAGCGUGAGAGAUUACUGAAAAAAGUACAACAGCUGAGUUCUGGGCUUCAAGAGACGCAGAUGAUAAAAAAUUCCAUGUCAUGUUCUGCUAAGAGUAGACCGGUUGACAUUCAAGCUGAUGGUAGUCACAUCAAUACAAGAUUUUUUAAUUCCCAAGGAAAAUCUCAGGUUUCUUGCAAAAAAGUGAUUGAAAUGAGGCAGGAGCUUGAAAGUUUGGAUCAGAAAGCAAAACCUUUAAGUGAAUUUUUUUAUAGUUACUGCAAGAUGGAAGGGGAUCAAAGCUAUACCAACGUCAUAAAAUCUGUUCCUGGUUAUUUGGAAAAGAUAAUGUCUUACAAGUUGGAAUUCCAGAAUUUGAAGUUGUGGGAUAUUGAAGAUUUUGAGCGCAAGGAUGACCAUCACAUGAUUAUUCUCAACUAUUGCGGAUAUAUCAUCCAAAGGUUGACAGUAAAUGCUGGUCUAUCAAGCAUUAUAGUAUCAAAUUGCUUGAAUGAUGCGAAUAUUGGAAAGACCUAUCCGAAUAUGGAUGCUUUCUCUGCAUUUGCGUUUGCCUUAAAUCCACAUACCACUAGCAAACGCACAGGUCGAAUCAGUAUGGCACAAGAAACACAGACAACAGGUUCACUUCUAAGUAAUUUGCUAGAUGUGGUUGAGGAGGUUCAGUUAGCUCGGGUAGACAUUAGAAAUUUGGUCCAAGCUAAGUUCAAUUCUCAUUCAGUUCAUCAACUUGAUUUGCAGCUAUCUUUCAUUGACUUCUGUGGUGGGAAGAAGGUGCAAGUGAUUCUCGAUAUGACAUGCUUAAAAUGUGGGGCCUAUCCUGCUGAGGUUCUUCCAUCUCAAAUAUAUGAUCCUGCUGCUAGUGGGGAACAAAAGGCUCUUCCUUCGUCGCUUGUAGAUGAAAUAAGAACUGCAGCUGAGAGUGUGAGCGUGGGGUAUUCAAGAAUUAUUAGGCUGUGUAGGCGCAUUUCCCAGGCAGUUCAGGGUUGCACUAAAGGCAGAUGAUCCUGUCUAAUUGCCUUCAUUCGUUGUCAAUUUUGGGUGGAUUGUUCAUUAGAGCUUUAUGUUGGUUGUAUAUAUAUUGUCACAUCAUGUGACUAUUAAUGGACGACUGAUUCUCAUACGCAACAUUAAAAUUAUUCACCAAUUUCCCAAUGAUUAGUGCUGCCAUAAAGGAAAUCGGUUUAUUACGAUCUUAAGCUCUCUGUGACCUUCUGCAAUAAGUAUCUUGUAUAAUUAAAGUAUAAUAUUAGGUUAUCAGAUGAUUCAAAAUGUCAGAUGCAUGAUCAUAAAAUGAAAAUCUGUAUAUUUCUUGUGA
Molecule: messenger RNA, 4937 nt
Organism: Medicago truncatula (barrel medic)
Lineage: Eukaryota; Viridiplantae; Streptophyta; Magnoliopsida; Fabales; Fabaceae
Exons: 17
Coding region: 107-4624 (1505 amino acids)
Source: RefSeq, a predicted model, not a curated record